AUGGCAAAUGUACAUUCCGCAACGCGAGAUUACACGAAACCGGCUAUUGAUCAACGUAUCACCGAGUUGGUGAAAAGAAGAAUCGGCGCACGAGAAGAUCUACCCACGGAGAGUACAAAAGAGCGACUUGCAAAAUACAAGGAGAAUCGCAACGCCAGAGAAGGAAUGUUAAAAGUUACACAUCGGCAUGUCUUGGAGAUAGUAGCCUAUAUUUUAAACACGAACUACGAAUUGCUGGAGGAAGGAGUUCUCGACAAAGAUGAAUACGUGAAUGUGUUCAGCAGCUUCUUUGCCACCGAUGGAAGACAAGCGAUUCUUAUAUAUCUUCAACCUAUGAGCCCUCCGAUGUUUGAAUCUGGACGAUGGGCGCCGCAACUCAGCAAAGAACAACAAGUUAUACGUUGUUGUGUCACGGAUGGCACCACCGAAGAGUUUUCAGGCAAAUGUGUGAUAGUUUAUCGAUUAAAGUCAAACAUUGAGUUUGGAGUAAAGCAGUUACUUGAUGAGACAUAUUACGCUUAUGCCGAAGUGGAUCCCACAUCACGAAGCGCUUUAGCAGGGAUAUCCGAUUUAAUUUCACGUUUACACAUACGUACCUUAACCGCUAACGUACAAUGGGAAGAACUAACAAAGAGCGAAAUCGGGGAAAAGAUCAAAAACGAUUUCAUAGGCGAUUUUAAAGAUUUUUGCGAAUUUCUCAAUAUGACAAAGAUAGAUCUAGAAAACAUUAUAUGCUUCCAAAUUAAUUGGGAUUUUUAUCAGAAGUGUUUGGCGACUCCGGAAAGCAUAAAACAAAAUAUUCACAAUCCGGAUAUUAUUGAAGUGGCGGAAGCUGAUGUACAGAUAUGGAUGAAAUUAAUGGAACGAGCUGUUGUCGAGAGUGAACAAUUGCGCAGGGAAACCGAGACUGUGGGACCAACCGCAGAACUCGCGUAUUGGCGUCGAUUACUCGGUCUAUUUUCAUCGAUAAUGAAUCAUAUAAAGUCGCCUUACACUGAAUCAUUUAUUCAACUCCUAACAGAAGCAAAAUCAAAACUUAUCAAGAAAUGGAGAACAUUGGAAGAUCACGUUACAACGAUAUAUAUUUUGUCGCAAGAUAAUGUGAAGUAUCUGUAUUCCUUGGAAAAAUUUACUCAACCGUUGUAUAGGCUAGAUCCUACAAAAAUCGGUGAUUACUUGCCUUCGCUUAUGUACGCUAUAAGAAUGACUUACGCUACCUCGCGAUUUUUUAACACAAGAAAGAUGGUUACCGCGGUAUAUGUGAAGAUAACAAACCAAAUGAUACUAUCGUGUAAAGCGUAUUUAACAGGAAAUGGAAUAUUGAGUGUUUGGGCCGAGUCGAAAUCUACAAUGAUAUCUAAGAUAAAGGACUGUAUUAAGCUAUGCGAGACGUAUCAUGAUUGUUACAACGAGAUGUGCAAGAAGGUCGAACAGUCUCCCGAUGAGAAACCUUUCGAAGUAUCCGAAAUGUAUGUUUUUGGCAAAUUUAACACUUUUAAGACGAGACUAAUAAAAAUCAUGGACAUCCUUGAAUCUGCACGGAUGUACGCUAUUUUGCACAGCUCGACUAUAGAAGGAAUCGACGUGUAUGCGCAAAAGUACGCGAAUUUUUUUAAGAAGAUUUCCUCGCAAGAAUACGAUCCUCUGGAUCAUAGAAAGCUUUACUUCGAUACCGAUUAUGAGGAGUACAAGAAAAGCGUGACGGAAACCGAUGUGGAGCUCAGAACGUUCUUUCGUAAUUGCGUCGCUCUCGUGCCAAAUAUUACAUUAGCUCUACAGUUGAUCGAUAGAUUUCGAAAAUUAAAUCUCAAAAUACUGAAGAUCGACAGAAUGUGCCUGGAGCUCGUCGCAACGUACGAACGAGAAAUUGAAGAUGUUCGCGAUAGAUACAAUAUAGACAGAUCCGAUCCGCCUCUGCCGAGGAAUUUUCCACUCGUAGCCGGUAGAAUCCUCUGGAUUCGGCAGUUAUAUAAACGCGUGGAAGUUCCUAUGAAUAUGUUCAGAUCGUAUCAGAAGGUGAUCUUGCAUGAAUCUAUGCAGAAAUGCAUUAAGAUAUAUAAUGUACUUAUCGGCGUAUUUAUUCACUACGAGAUGAUAUAUCACAAAGCGUGGUACGACUCGGCCGACAUUGUUCGUCUGGCGUUAUCAACGCCUAUAAUCGUGCGUCAUCCUAAAACAAAUAAAUAUUGUUUAAAUUUUGAUUCCUACAUAUACGAAGUGAUACGAGAAUCGGAACACAUGUCUAAAUUGAGAUUGGAUGUGUCAGAUUUUAUACAGGUUUUGAUGUUUUGCAAAGAGAAGAUUUUGUCAUUCCGCGAAAGAGUCAAAAAGCUGAUUAAAAGAAAUGAUGUUCUUAGAAAAUCUAUUCCGCUUAUAUUUUUGCAUUUAAUGAAGAUCGCACUGGUCCAUCUCGAGAUCGCUUUCCAGCCUUGUCUGUCGGUAGUUACGUGGUCGUCAUUAAUGAUUUCUAAAGUAUGCACCAACCUGGAACAUGCAAUAAAAAACGCGGAGGUAUUUGUCAAGAAAGUGACAGACAUGAAGGAAGCGAGAGUAGAUGAAGUAUUUGAGACUAUUGCGGAAAUAAUACUGCUAAAAGUAGAUAAUUAUCCAAAAAGCCCGGAACAGUUUUCCGCCGAUAACAUAGCUUUUACAAAUACAAUAGCAAUUGAUUUAGAAGUUAAAUCUUCAGCAGCGGAAAAGACCGUUGUCACGAUUAUUAACAAAUUUAUGGAUCUUAUAACUGAUCCUAGUGUAGAAGAUGUUAAGUAUAAUUGGAUGGACCUUGAAAAAAUACAUAAAGUAGGAUCCGAAAGCAAAUUAAUAGAAGGACCGUACGAACCAGGCUUUGGUCACAUUGAAAAAACAAUUAAAGUUAAUAUACAACACGUGCACAACAACUGUAUGGAACUCUUCGCGUACUUCAAUUGCAAAUUGAUCGACGCUUUAGUAAAAUGCACAAAAAAUUCUUUGGAGUUGUUGAAGAAAAAAGCAACUGUUACGAGUCUGGUGAUUGAUGAUGUUACAACAGAGCAAGAAAUUCCAAUUAUGAUGACGCACUUUGUUCUACAAAUACCGAAUAUUGUAAUCAUUCCGACAAUAGAGGAACUGCAGCAUCAUUUCGGCAAAGUUAUAACGGGUAUUAUAGAAGCGAGCAGAAGUGUGACUAUGUGGGGACAUCGAUAUUCUACAAACACGCAAGAAUCGCUUGGUGACAAUAAUUCGCUCAGUAACUAUUUUCAAAGCAUAUCCGAUCACAAGGAUGUAAUUCGCAGUUCAAUGAGUGUACAAGGCUUAAUAUUAAUGAUGAGAGAUGAUGUUACCAAAAUUGGCAAUUCAUAUUUACGAUAUUCCUACCUAUGGGUGGACAAUAGAAUCGAGAUCAUUCAAAAAUUCGUUGAUUCUGAACCCAUUGUACAAGAAAUCAAAGAGAAGUUUACGGAAUAUGAAAAUUUAAUGACAGAAAUUCAAAAUUUGCCCGAUCAACACGUUCUCGGUCCGCUUCAAAUUAAUAUGGAUAAAUUAAAACUGGCAUUCUUUGUUGAAGCGAAUGCAUGGAAAACGUCAUUGGGUGUCAUUUUAUCACAGAAAUACAAGAUAAAGUUACACCGUAUUAUGGACUACAUUUACGAAAAGAACAAAGUCCUCGCUAGACAUAUCAAAGACUUAGAGGAUGUCAGAGUCGCGAUGAAGUGUUUAAGAGAAAUACGAGAUGAUUUUAUAUCGUUGGAUAUGGAACUAAUUCUGAUCGAGGAGGUUUACGCAUUGAUGGGAAAAUACAACAUUAAUAUAUUAAAAGAAGAUCAGGACAUUGUAGACGGACUGAGAUAUAAUUUUAGCAACAUGCUCAACACGGCAAAACAAGUCCAAGUAAUUAUAUGUGAGAUGCAAGAGCCUUUGAGAAAGGAACUCACUGACGGAGUCGAAGUUCUCAAACAGAACGUGGAGAAAUUCGAUAUCGACUUUGAAUUCAACGGUCCGAUGGUCGAAGGAAUACCUGCAAAAGAAGCCAGUGAACGGCUCAUUCUGUUCCAAGCACAAUUCGAAGAAUUAUGGGAAAGAUACGAAACUUACAGCAGCGGCGAAAGUUUAUUUGGCAUAGAAGUAACGGAAUAUCCAACUUUGCACCGAAGAAAAAGAGAGCUCAAUCUGCUGCAGAAGUUGUACACGUUGUAUUUGCAAGUUAUGCGUACUAUUGACAGUUACUAUGAUAUUCCGUGGUCGGAAAUUGAUAUUGAAUCAAUUAUAAAUGAAUUAGCCGAAUUCCAAAACAAAUGCCGAAAGUUACCCAAAGCUAUGAGAGAAUGGCCAGCUUAUAUCGAUCUAAAAAAGAAGAUUGACGACUUCAACGAGAUGUGUCCGUUAUUAGAAAUGAUGGCUAAUAAAGCCAUGAAAAACAGACAUUGGGAGAGAUUGUCCGCCUUGUGCAAAUAUUUUUUUGACGUGGAAUCUGAGACUUUUACACUUGCAAAUGUUAUGCAAGCACCUUUGCUAAAAUAUAAAGAUGACGUAGAGGAUAUAUGUAUCAGUGCUGUAAAAGAGCAAGAUAUCGAAUUCAAAUUGAAGCAAGUGAUUGCAGAUUGGUCGGUUGUGAAUCUACAAUUCUCCUCUUUUAAACAAAGAGGCGAACUAUUACUGAAAGGUAUCGAAACGGCUGAGAUAAUAGCGCAACUUGAAGAUAGUUUGAUGAUCAUAAGUUCGUUGCUGGCAAAUCGUUACAACGCUCCGUUUAAGAAAGAGAUUCAGUUAUGGCAGACUAAACUCAGUAACACGUCAGAAAUAUUAGCAAAAUGGUUGACUGUGCAGAAUCUGUGGGCUUAUUUAGAAGCGGUGUUUAUCGGCGGCGACAUAUCGAAGCAACUGCCCACUGAGGCAAAGCGUUUCAAUACCAUCGACAAAGCCUGGACCAAGCUUAUGAUUCGCGCUCACGAAAAAUUAAAUGCGGUAGAAACAUGUACGGGAGACGAAACUAUGAGUCAGUUUUUGCCUCAUUUGCUGGAACAACUAGAAUCUUUGCAGAAGUCCCUUAGCGGUUAUCUGGAAACCAAGCGAGUUAUUUUUCCAAGAUUCUGCUUCAUAUCAGAUCCUACUUUGUUGGAGAUCCUUGGACAAGCUGCCGAUUGCCACACCAUACAGAAUUAUCUCGACGGCUUUUUCGACAACAUAGCAAGACUCAAGUUUUCGGAAAAGGAAUAUGAAAAGAUUCAAGCAAUGUAUUCGCGCGAAAGUGAGGAAAUAAUAUUUGAGAAAGAAGUUGUAUGUAUAGGAGGUGUAGAGAACUGGUUGAAUACUUUGUUGACCGUUCAUCAACAAUCUGUUGGUGCUGUAAUUGCAAUGGGACUGCAAUCAUUUCACACGACAGAAUUUGACAUUUUGUCAUUGAUAGAAAACUCUAUUUUGCAAGUGGGUUUGUUAGCGUUACAAGUUCUAUGGACGCGCGAUUCCGAAAUAGCAGUCACGACAGCCAAGCGCGACAGAACUAUAAUGAAAAGAACUAAUCAGUGGUUUUUGGACCUCUUGAACAGUCUUAUAGAAGCGACCGUUCGAGACUUGACGAAAUUUGUCAGAGUAAAAUACGAAUGUCUAAUAACGAUACACGUUCAUCAAAGAGACAUAUUUGACGAUUUAUGUCGACUCCGAAUUCGAAGCGUUUAUGAUUUUGAGUGGGCAAAACAGUGUCGAUUCUAUUACAAUGAAGAGACGGAAGAAGUUCCGAUCAGAAUAACUGAUGUAGAUUUUACUUAUCAAAAUGAAUUCUUAGGCUGUACGGAUCGUCUCGCGAUUACUCCGCUCACAGACAGGUGUUAUAUAACGCUGGCACAAGCUGUGGGAAUGAAUUUCGGCGGAGCUCCCGCAGGUCCUGCCGGCACGGGAAAAACGGAAACAACAAAGGACAUGGGAAAAGCAUUGGGGAAAUAUGUUGUUGUUUUUAAUUGCUCCGAUCAAAUGGACUUUCGCGGUUUGGGCAGAAUAUUUAAGGGACUGGCGCAGUCCGGUACUUGGGGGUGCUUCGACGAAUUUAAUCGGAUCGAUCUACCGGUGUUAUCGGUCGCCGCACAACAAAUCGCAAUUGUGCUUAACGCGCGUAAAGAACGGAAAUUGAGCUUUUUGUUCAGCGACGGUGAAACAUAUAAACUCAAUUAUGAGUUUGGAAUAUUUAUCACUAUGAAUCCAGGAUACGCUGGCCGGCAGGAAUUACCGGAAAAUUUAAAGAUACAGUUCAGAAGUGUAGCUAUGAUGGUUCCCGAUAGACAAAUCAUAAUGCGAGUAAAACUUGCGGCAUGUGGCUUCAAAGAGAACGUGGUCUUGGCGCGAAAAUUUUUCAUAUUGUACAAACUGUGCGAGGAACAGCUCAGCAAGCAAGUGCAUUAUGAUUUCGGAUUGAGAAACAUCUUGUCGUGUCUGCGCACACUCGGUGCUCAAAAACGUGCGAAUCCUACCGAUUCGGAAGAAACCACACUUAUGAGAGUGUUGCGCGAUAUGAAUCUUUCCAAACUAGUGGACGAGGAUGAAUCUCUGUUCAUGUCCCUCAUCGAAGACAUGUUCCCAGGAAUAAAGUUAACGACCAAGACGUAUAAAGAGUUACAGAAAGCUAUAGCUAACGCUACAGCUGCUCUUGGAAUAAUGAAUCAUAGUGAAUGGAAUUUGAAAACUUUACAGUUAUACGAGACAUCACUUGUUCGCCAUGGUCUGAUGGUUCUUGGACCAACAGGAUCCGGUAAAACGCGAUGCAUAUGGGCGCUCAUGAGAGCUCUGACAGAAAUGGGCAUACCGCACAAAGAAAUUAGAAUGAAUCCAAAAGCGAUAACUGCAUCCCAAAUGUUCGGGAGACUCGAUGUUGCGACCAAUGACUGGACCGACGGUAUAUUUUCUACUAUAUGGCGAAGGAGCAUGCAAGCAAAAAAAACGGAAAAUGUGUGGAUUGUACUAGACGGCCCAGUCGACACGUUAUGGAUCGAAAAUUUAAAUUCCGUUCUCGAUGACAAUAAGACGUUAACGUUGGCUAACGGAGAUCGCAUUGUAAUGGCGCCAAAUAACAAACUGGUGUUCGAGCCCGACAACGUAGACAAUGCGUCUCCUGCGACUAUAUCCCGCAUGGGAAUGGUGUUUGUCAGUGCUUCUGUAUUAAAAUGGAGUUCAAUCUUAGAGGGUUGGUUGAAAAAAUGCACCGUGUAUGAAGCCGGAGUGUUACGAACAUUGUUCCAUAAAAUAUAUGGAGAUGCCCACAUAUUCGUUCAAACAAAGCUUCAUGCUAAAAUAAUGCUUUUAGAAGCGCUUUACAUACGGCAAUGUAUUGAUUUGUUGGAAGGUUUGAAUGUCGGAAAUUCUGAUCCAGCCAGAGUAUUACCCGAGCAUCACAUCGAAAAGCUUUUCUUGUUUUCUCUCAUGUGGAGUUUGGGCGCGGUGUUGGAACUCGACGAUCGACUUGCGUUGCAAGAAUAUUUUGUGAAUCACGAAUCAAAAUGCAACUGGCCAAACUGUACAAAAGAUGAAACUAUUUUCGAGUACUUGGUAUCAGACGAUGGAAAAUGGAUACACUGGAACAAAAUAGUGUCGGAAUUUGAAUAUCCCGAAGAUCGUGUUUUAGAAUACAACACUAUUCUCGUUCCUAACGUUGAUAAUACGAGAACGUUGUUUUUGGUGGAUAUUAUAGCAAAGCAAGAAAAAUCAGUGCUUUUAAUAGGAGAAGAAGGUACCGCCAAGACUGUAAUGAUCAAAAGCUACAUGUCCAAGCAUGAUCCUGAAUUUCAUCUAAAUAAAUUUUUUAACUUUUCUUCGGCAUCCACACCCAACAUGGUUCAACGCGUAUUUGAGAGUUACGUUGAAAAACGAGUGGGAACUACUUACGGACCUCCCGGUGGUCGAAAAAUGACUAUUUUUAUCGACGAUAUAAAUAUGCCGACCAUAAACGAAUGGGGCGAUCAAAUUACGAACGAAGUGGUGCGCCAGUUAAUGGAGUUCAAUGGAUUUUACUCGUUGGAUAAACCAGGCGACUUUUGCACCAUGCAAGACAUUAUGUUACUUGCAGCUAUGCGACAUCCCGGCGGAGGACGAAAUGAUAUUCCGCCACGAUUGAAACGGCAGUUUAAUAUUUUUAACUGUACCCUGCCCUCCAACAAAUCAAUGGAUACGAUUUUUAGUACUAUCGGACAAGGCUACUUUUGUACCACAAGAUUCUCCGAAACCAUUGUCGAUUUCUUGCCGAAGCUCGUGCCGUUAACACGAAUAUUAUGGCAGCGAGUUAAAACAAAGAUGUUACCUACUCCAGCGAAGUUCCACUACGUUUUUAACUUGCGCGAUCUGUCUCGCAUUUGGGAGGGAAUACUCCGAAUAGAGAGAGCCGAGUGCAAGUCUAUAACGACUCUGCUGAAAUUGUGGGAACACGAAUGCACGCGCGUGAUAGCAGAUCGUUUCACGACCGUUGACGAUAAAGAGUGGUUCCAAAAUACUUUAAAGCUCACGGCAGAGAAAUUAUUAGGUCCGGACUUCGAGCAUUAUUCUCCGGUUGAGACGUACUUCGUUAAUUUUCUUCGCGAACCGCCGGAACCGACAGGUGACGAACCGGAAGAUUUUGUGUUUGAGGCACCCAAGAUUUAUGAAGAGAUACCGAGUUACGAUAUCGUUGUUGAGAAAGUUGUUCAAAAUAUGGAGCAGUUUAAUGAAUAUGUACGCGGCAUGCGUCUCGAUCUAGUCUUUUUCCACGACGCUCUGGUACACUUGAUACGAAUAUCGAGAAUACUUGGAGUUCCCAGAGGGAAUGCACUCUUGGUAGGAGUGGGAGGAUCCGGCAAGCAGAGUUUGACGCGACUGGCAUCUUUUAUUGCGGGAUUUAACUUCUUCCAGAUAACUUUAACUAGGAUUUAUAAUGUGGCCAGUUUGAUGGACGAUUUGCGAAAGUUAUAUCGCACCGUUGGUACAGGAAGCAAAGGUCUCACCUUUAUUUUCACCGAUAAUGAAGUAAAAGACGAGGCGUUUUUGGAAUAUAUAAACAACAUGCUGAGUGUCGGCGAGGUAGCCAAUCUUUUCUCAAAGGAAGAGUUAGAUGAGAUUCUGACAAUUAUCACGCCCUUAAUGAAAAAGGACGAUCCUCGUCGCCCACCGACACAGGACAAUCUUUACGAUUACUUCAUAUCUCGAGCGAGAAACAAUUUGCAUAUAGUUUUAUGUUUUUCACCUGUCGGCGACAAGUUCAGGUCACGAGCGUUGAAAUUUCCCGGUCUUAUAUCCGGUUGCACGAUAAAUUGGUUUUCAAGAUGGCCGAGGGACGCGUUAUAUGCGGUUGCUGAACAUUUCUUAGACAAAUAUAGAAUUAUAUCCACUCCAGAAGUCAAACAGCAAUUAAUUCAAGUUAUGGGCGACAUUCAAGACGACGUAAACGACACCUGCACAGAAUACUACGAGAGAUUCCGUCGUCAAGUAUAUGUGACUCCAAAGUCAUUUUUAACGUUUAUCGACAGUUACAAGACAUUUUACAAGCAACGAUUAGAGCAUAUUAACACGCUUACUUCUCACAUGAGCAGUGGUUUAAACAAAUUGAUCGAUGCCGCGGUUCAAGUGGAAGAGUUACGGAAGGAAUUAGAAAAAAAUCAAAAGGAGAUCGCAGAAAAGAACGUACAAAUAGAAGCGAUUUUAGAAAGUGUAAAUGAAAAAAAGAAAGAAGCUGAAAACAUGAAGGCAAAAGUGCAGGUAACAAAAGAUGAAGCGGAAACAAUUUUAAAAUUGAUAGCUAAGGAUAAGGCAGUGGCGGAACAAACGUUGAAAGCCGCGGAACCUGCUUUGUUAGAAGCUGAAGCUGCUUUACAGACUAUAAAACCAGUAGAUAUUUCCACUGUUCGUAAAUUGGCUAAACCACCGUAUUUAAUUAUGCUCAUAAUGGAUUGCGUUUUGAUUUUGUUUGGAAGAAAAUUAGAUCCGGUCAAACCCGAUUACGAACAUCAAUUUCUAGUGCCGUCGUGGUCGGAAUCGUUAAAGGUCAUGGCCGACACUCGAUUUUUACAUAACUUACAAUAUUUUCCAAAAGAUAACAUUAACGCCGAAACGAUCGACUUAAUGAUGCCGUAUUUAAAUUAUCCUAUGUAUACUUACGAGGCCGCAAAGAUAGCCUGUGGAAACGUUGCCGGUCUCAUACAGUGGACCAUCUCUAUGGUUGCUUUUUACGAAAUAAAUAAAGAUGUGCUACCUUUAAAGGCGAAUCUCGCUGUGCAAGAAAUUAAAUAUGAGAAAGCUAAUAAAAAUUUAAUUGAGGCCGAACAACGGUUAAAAGAAAAGGAUGACGACUUGAAGAUAGUGCAAAGAGAGUUCGACACUGUGACACAAGAGCGACAAGUGAUAAUCGAUCAAGCUGCGGUCUGUCAAGCAAAACUGGACACCGCAGGUGCCAUGAUCGAAGGACUGUCGGGAGAAAGAACAAGAUGGACGGAUCAAAUAGACGUUUUUAAAUCAGAAACGGAACGUCUUGUCGGAGACAUAUUGGUGCUAACGGGAUUCCUGUCUUAUUGCGGGCCGUUUAAUCAAGAGUUACGUUUUCUCUUGCAGAGGAAGUGGAUCGAUUUCAUACAAGAUAAAAAAAUCCCGAUUUCUCUUACUAUAAAUGUCGUUAGCGCGUUGACGGAUACAGCUACCAUCGGUGAGUGGAGUUUGCAAGGUUUGCCUACCGACGAACUGUCGCUUCAGAAUGGAAUAAUUGUGACAAAAGCGCCGAGAUAUCCCCUCUUGAUCGACCCACAAUUACAAGGCAAAACGUGGAUCAAAAACAAAGAAAUGAAAUUUGAUUUACAAGUGACAUGGUUUACGCACAAAUAUUUCAGAAACCAUCUAGAAGAUUCGAUAUCGUUAGGACGACCGUUAUUGAUACAAGAUGUCGGAGAGGAAAUAGAUCCGGUGUUAGAUAAUUUACUGGAAAAGAAUUUUAUAAAAAUAGGAACUUCUUUGAAGGUGAAAUUAGGUGAUAAGGAAGUGGAUGUUAGCAAAGAUUUCAGACUUUAUAUGACGACGAAGCUACCGAAUCCUUUUUACACUCCAGAAAUCUUUGCUCACACAUCUAUAAUCGAUUUUACUGUAACGAUGAAAGGCUUGGAAGAUCAACUUUUAGGAAGAGUUAUUUUACAAGAGAAAAAAGAAUUAGAGAUGGAAAAAACACAACUGAUCGCCGACGUGUCCGCAAAUAUCAAAAAAAUCAAAGAAUUAGAAGAUAAUCUUUUACAUAAAUUAGCGACUGUGCACGGACCUUUGAUAGAAGACGUUGAAUUAAUGGCGGUAUUAAAUAUCACAAAACAGACAGCGGCGGAAGUGAAUGAAAAGCUGAAUAUCGCGAAAGAUACGGAGUUAAAAAUUGAUACGGCUCGCGAAGAAUUCCGACCGGUUGCGACACGUGGUAGCGUUUUAUAUUUCUUGAUAUGCGACAUGCCGCACGUCAAUUGCAUGUACCAAACGUCUCUCGCUCAAUUUCUGGAACGAUUUGAUAUCUCUAUGGCUAGAUCCGAGAAAAGUCCGGUCAAUCAAAGAAGAAUAAAUCACAUCAUCGAAUAUCUGACAUACGACGUAUUUAAGUACAAGGCGCGCGGACUUUACGAGAUACACAAAUACAUGUUCAUUUUGCUGAUGACGCUGAAAAUCGACCUGCAACGUGGCAGCAUUUCACACGAAGAAUUUCAGUAUCUUAUUAAAGGCGGCGCGGCGCUGGACCUGAAAGCUGUCGAACCAAAACCCUGCAGAUGGAUCACGGAUGUGACGUGGCUAAAUCUGGUCGCGCUUUCGUCAUUACGACAGUUCCAGUAUAUCACGUCGCAAGUAACCGCUUCCGAGAAGGCUUGGAAGCACUGGUUCGACAAAGAGGCACCGGAAGAGGAAGUUAUACCGGAUGGUUAUAACACGUUGGACACGUUUCGUAAAUUGCUACUGAUACGAGCUUGGUGUUUGGACAGAGCGCUAUCGCAAUCUAGAAAGUACAUAGCGUUCUCAUUGGGAGCGAAAUACGCCGAACCCGUGAUCACGCUUUUGGACGUGAUGCAUAGCGAGUCGCGGCCAAACAUGCCGAUGAUCUGUUUUUUAAGUAUGGGCUCGGAUCCCACGCCGAGUAUCGAGCAACUCGCGAAAAGAAUGGAGAUCGUUUGUAAAAGCGUAUCGAUGGGGCAGGGUCAAGAAGUUCAUGCUCGUCGGUUGCUUCAGAGCGCGAAAACUGAGGGUUUCUGGGCAUUGUGCCAGAAUUGUCAUUUAGGCUUGGACUAUAUGACGGAACUGGCGACCUUCCUUCUGGAAAUGGAGGCCCCUCAUCCGGAUUUCCGCGUAUGGAUCACAACAGAACCGCACAAAGACUUUCCCGUUUCCCUACUGCAAAUGUCUAUAAAAUAUACAUUCGAAUCCCCGCAAGGAGUACGCGCGGGUUUACUGGCGACGUACAGCGCUAUGAAUCAGGAAAUGCUGGAUCAAUGCGAUGCCGCGCAAUACAUACCGCUAGUAUACACUGUGUCCUUCCUGCACACCGUGAUUCAGGAAAGGCGCAAGUUCGGUCCUCUAGGAUGGAACAUACCGUAUGAAUUUAACUCGGCGGACUGGCUCGCUUCCUGCAUGUUUAUAAAUAAUCAUUUGAACGAUCUUGACCCAAAGCGAGGAAUAAACUGGCAGAUCAUGCGUUACAUGAUAAGCGAAGUACAAUACGGUGGACGUGUCACAGACGACUAUGACAAGAGAUUGUUAAAUACGUUUGCAAAAAUGUGGUUCACGGAUGCGCUUUUUACUGAAGGUUUUGCUUUCUACAAAGGUUAUCCGCUUCUAAUAUUUAAGCUAGUCAGCGAGUAUCUAAAAGCGAUAGAUGCCAUGAGCACGGUAGAUCCACCGCAGGUGUAUGGCUUGCAUCCGAAUGCGGAUAUUACAUACCAGAGCAACACUACACAGACCGUGCUGGACACGAUCGUAUCUGUGCAACCAAAGGAAGCGGGGAUUGUUGGCGCAGAGUCUCGAGAAGUGGUUGUUACGCGACAGGCAAAGGAAAUGUUAGAAAAGAUUCCGCCAUUAUACGAUAUGUUCGAAAUUAAAAACAGAUUACGCGCAAUGGGUCAUACCGCUCCCAUGAAUAUUUUCUUGAAGCAAGAGAUCGACAGAAUACAAGUAGUUAUAAAAUUGGUACGCGUCAUGCUUCAGAAUCUUCUACUGGCUAUAGAAGGCGUGAUUAUAAUGAGCGAGGAAUUGCGAGAUACUUUUGAUAACAUAUACGACGCCAGAAUACCGAAAGCUUGGAAAGCUCGAUCAUGGGAAUCCGCCACUUUGGGAUUCUGGUUUACAGAACUAUUAGAAAGAAAUCAGCAAUUUUUGACCUGGUUAUACAUAGGGAGACCAGCAAAGUUUUGGAUGACUGGUUUCUUUAAUCCUCAAGGAUUUUUGACGGCAAUGAAGCAGGAAGUGACGCGAGCACAUAAAUGGGCUUUAGAUAACGUCAUAUUUCAUAAUGAAGUCUUACGAGCCAUGACAGAAGAGAUAAAAAAACCACCUCCUGAAGGUGUUUAUGUUUACGGACUCUUUCUGGAGGGUGCUGGCUGGGACAAGAGAAACAAUCGUUUGUGUGAAUCGGUUCACAAAGUUCUUUACGUGUUAAUGCCGGUAAUACAUAUUUUUGUUAUACAUAAUAACGUGCCAGACAAGAGUUUGCAAUUAUAUCAAUGUCCCGUAUAUAAAAAACCUCAACGGACUUACAACUUACUGAUAACAUCACUUUGGUUACAAACCAAUAAAAAUCCGGAUUAUUGGAUUUUACGUGGUGUUGCUUUAUUAUGUGAUAAUAAAUAAUAAUAAACAAAUAAAGAAAGCAAAACA
Pseudomyrmex gracilis is the source of this 13806-nucleotide messenger RNA. RefSeq names its product dynein heavy chain 8, axonemal (gene kl-3). The transcript has 66 exons. Gene Ontology annotation, biological process: microtubule-based movement. Gene Ontology annotation, cellular component: dynein complex. Gene Ontology annotation, molecular function: dynein intermediate chain binding; dynein light intermediate chain binding; ATP hydrolysis activity. Bases 1 to 13779 code for a protein of 4592 amino acids. The record is from RefSeq and is a predicted model, not a curated record. Lineage: Eukaryota; Metazoa; Arthropoda; Insecta; Hymenoptera; Formicidae.